CUGAGCUCGACGUCACUUCCGUCACCUGCCCUUACUCUGAGCACUACUUCCGGUUGACUGAAUUAGGUUCUUGCAUGUGCGCAGUGUAAGAGGCUGCUUGUGUGACUUUGGAAUUUGGGGAAAAAUGGAGGACAAGAAACGUUUAGCCUUUUCUAUCAUCCAAUAUUUACAUGACCAGUUAGACAAUGGAGGGCUUUCCUCAGAUGCACAAGAGAGUUUAGAAGUUGCAAUACAGUGCCUAGAAACUGCAUUUGAAGUUUCAAUUGAAGAUCAUAGCUUGGCAUUGACUAAGAAUCUUCAGGAGUUAUUUGCAGAAGCUACAAUAAAGGAAUCUACUCAAGUUCAUCCUGUUGGGAUUUCUUUUUCUGAUGAAGAUAUUGCAGAAGCAGAAAGACUCAAGACAGAAGGUAAUGAACAAAUGAAAGUAGAAAAUUUUGAAAGUGCUAUUUCCUAUUACACAAGAGCUCUGGAACUGAAUCCUAAAAAUGCUGUAUAUUUCUGCAACAGGGCUGCAGCUUACAGUAAAUUGGGAAAUUAUGCUGGAGCUGUCAGAGACUGCGAAGAGGCUAUAGAAAUCGACCCUAAUUACAGUAAAGCCUAUGGCAGAAUGGGCCUUGCACUUUCCAGUUUAAACAAACAUGCAGAAGCUGUUGGAUUUUACAAAAGAGCGCUUGAACUUGAUCCAGACAAUGACACCUACAAAAUAAACCUUAAGAUUGCUGAACAGAAGAUGAAAGAGAUCCCAAGUCCAACUUCUGCUCCUGGAGGAUUUGAUAUAGCAGGAUUGCUGAAUAAUCCUGGUUUUAUGAACAUGGCAUCAAACCUCAUGAACAAUCCACAGGUACAACAACUAAUGUCCGGAAUGAUCUCUGGUGCUCAGAAUCCAAUGGCUGGUGCAGCAGCAGCAGCAGCGGCUUCUGCAAACCCAUCUCCUAAUGACCUGGCCAGUCUUAUACAAGCAGGUCAACAGUUUGCUCAGCAAAUGCAGCAACAAAAUCCUGAGCUGAUAGAAGAGCUACGCAGUCAAAUUAGAAGCCGGACUCCAAGUGCAAGUAAUGAAGAGCAACAUCAAUAAGCAGUGAUAGCCAGCCAGAGGAGAUUGUAAUGUUUCACUGGAAAUUAAAAGAAAACACUGUGUGACCACAGCAGGACCUGUCUUCCUCUUAGUUUUGUGCAAUCAGUGGCUAUUGACAAUUUUGUUCGGAAAAAAAAAAAUCUUUUCUUACAGUUACCUCAUUUCCACUUCUUUCCAGCCAUUGUCAUUUAAUCACACCAUAGCACAAAGGGCUGAUCUGGUAUGAACAAUUAGUCUUUAAAACAUUUUUUCUUCCUUCUGUUGCAAAAUAAACCUAUAAUAUGUUGGUGUUUCUUCUCUACCCUUGAUCUUCCUUGUCUGCAUAUUAUUGCAAAGGCUGGUGUUUUUUGUUUUUUUUUAUUUGGCACCAUUUAUUAAUCAGUUUAAAGUCUGGAGUGCUACGAAGUGAUAAAUAUAUAAUUGUUCAGAGAUUUCUGCUAGAUAAAUAUUCAUAUUUUUGGUACUAUUUCACAUGCUUAGCAAGGGUCAUGUGGCUGCCAUUGAUAAUUCGUGUGAGUGGCUAGUUGAUUGACCUAUGAUAAACAAAAACAUUAAAUAGGUAUGUGCUUGUCUCUUUUACAGAAGUAAUAAAUAAUAAAUAAAAUGGUCAGAAUCAUGAAUAUUACUGCAGAGAAAAUAUUAGUUGUACUACAGCCUUAUGCAUUAUUUUGUAAACAUUAAACAUAUUUUAGUGCAACUCCUGGCUUACCCUUGCAGCUAUUGUUAGCUCUUUGCUGUGAAACUUCACGUUUCUGCUAAAAUAAGUAAUGCUUCUGCCAAACAAAAUUCGGCACCCUGAUGCUAUAAUAAUGUUAUUUUUUUUAUUUAUUUUUUUAUAAUCUAUUUAGUUUUUAUUCUUUAACAUUCAGACCUAUUUAAGCAUUUCUCUGUCGAAACACUUUUGCAUCCUUUCAGAAGUCCACAUGUUAAAAUAGUUUGACAUGUUUACAAACAUGAUAAAUGUCUAAAGUCUCAUUUUAAUUGUCAUAAUAUUUUAAUUAAAUCCAUGCAGCCAGUGUAAAAGGGAAAAAAGUACCUUAUUUAAUUUUACAGACUUAAAAGAAGUAAUUAGAAUGGUGUCAGUUUUGAUGUUUUUCAGUAUUUUUACAUUUCUAGAAACAAACUAAUUGGUGGAAGGACUGAUUCAUACAUAUUCUCUAAUAAGCAACGUGUUACCUGUAUUAAGUACAGUUAAGAAUGUGAUUUUAUUGUGCAAAAUAUCUUUAAUCAUGGUGAACACAAUGGUACACCUGAAUUAUCUGCUUUAUACCAUCAUAAAAUAGGGUAAUAAAAGCAUGCGUUUUAUUGUAAGAGUUUACUGCA
Pelobates fuscus (common spadefoot toad) is the source of this 2398-nucleotide messenger RNA. RefSeq names its product small glutamine rich tetratricopeptide repeat co-chaperone alpha (gene SGTA). Lineage: Eukaryota; Metazoa; Chordata; Amphibia; Anura; Pelobatidae. Gene Ontology annotation, biological process: post-translational protein targeting to endoplasmic reticulum membrane. Gene Ontology annotation, molecular function: molecular adaptor activity; protein binding. The transcript has 11 exons. Bases 125 to 1075 code for a protein of 316 amino acids. The record is from RefSeq and is a predicted model, not a curated record. Gene Ontology annotation, cellular component: TRC complex; membrane.